AUGAUUGUGCUAUUAUUCUUCGCCUUGCUCUGGAUGGUGGAAGGAGUCUUUUCCCAGCUUCACUACACGGUGCAGGAGGAGCAGGAACAUGGCACUUUCGUGGGGAAUAUCGCUGAAGAUCUGGGCUUGGACAUUACAAAACUUUCGGCUCGCGGGUUUCAAACGGCGCCCAACUCUCGGACCCCUUACUUGGACCUCAACCUGGAGACCGGGGUGUUGUACGUGAAUGAGAAGAUUGACCGCGAGCAAAUCUGCAAGCAGAGCCCCUCCUGCGUCCUGCACCUGGAGGUCUUCCUGGAAAACCCCCUGGAGCUGUUCCGGGUGGAGAUCGAGGUGUUGGACAUCAAUGACAACCCCCCCUCCUUCCCGGAGCCGGACCUGACCGUGGAGAUCUCUGAGAGCGCCACGCCGGGCACCCGCUUCCCCUUGGAGAGCGCAUUCGACCCAGACGUGGGCACCAACUCCUUGCGCGACUACGAGAUCACCCCCAACAGCUACUUCUCCCUGGACGUGCAGACCCAGGGGGAUGGCAACCGAUUCGCCGAGCUGGUGCUGGAGAAGCCGCUGGACCGAGAGCAGCAAGCGGUGCACCGCUACGUGCUGACCGCGGUGGACGGGGGAGGAGGAGGGGGAGGAGGAGAAGGCGGAGGGGGCGGCGCGGGAGGGGGCCUGCUCCCCCAGCAGCAGCGCACCGGCACGGCCCUACUCACCAUCCGAGUGCUGGACUCCAACGACAAUGUGCCCGCCUUCGACCAACCCGUCUACACUGUGUCCCUCCCAGAGAACUCGCCGCCGGGCACGCUCGUGAUCCAGCUUAACGCCACAGACCCAGAUGAGGGCCAGAAUGGCGAGGUCGUGUACUCCUUCAGCAGCCACAUUUCGCCCCGGGCGCGGGAGCUCUUCGGACUCUCUCCUCGCACUGGCCGACUGGAGGUGAGCGGCGAGCUGGACUACGAAGAGAGCCCGGUGUACCAAGUGUACGUGCAAGCCAAGGACCUGGGCCCCAACGCCGUGCCCGCGCACUGCAAGGUGAUAGUGAGAGUGCUGGAUGCCAACGACAACGCGCCGGAGAUCAGCUUCAGCACCGUGAAGGAGGCGGUGAGCGAGGGCGCGGCGCCCGGCACGGUGGUGGCCUUGUUCAGCGUGACCGACCGCGACUCAGAGGAGAAUGGGCAGGUGCAGUGCGAGCUGCUGGGGGACGUGCCGUUCCGCCUCAAGUCUUCCUUCAAAAACUACUAUACCAUCGUGACCGAGGCCCCUCUGGACCGAGAGGCGGGGGACUCCUACACCCUGACCGUGGUGGCUCGGGACCGGGGCGAGCCUGCGCUCUCCACCAGUAAGUCGAUCCAGGUGCAAGUGUCCGAUGUGAACGACAACGCACCGCGAUUCAGCCAGCCGGUCUACGACGUGUAUGUGACCGAAAACAAUGUGCCGGGCGCCUACAUCUACGCGGUGAGCGCCACAGACCGUGACGAGGGCGCCAACGCCCAGCUAGCCUACUCUAUCCUCGAGUGCCAGAUCCAGGGCAUGAGCGUCUUCACUUACGUGUCCAUCAACUCCGAGAACGGCUACUUGUACGCCCUGCGCUCCUUCGACUACGAGCAGCUCAAGGACUUCAGCUUCCAGGUGGAAGCCCGGGACGCCGGCAGCCCCCAGGCGCUGGCUGGCAACGCCACCGUCAACAUCCUCAUCGUGGAUCAGAACGACAACGCCCCUGCCAUAGUGGCGCCCCUUCCGGGGCGCAACGGGACUCCGGCGCGCGAGGUGCUGCCCCGCUCGGCGGAGCCCGGUUACCUGCUGACCCGCGUAGCCGCGGUGGACGCGGACGACGGCGAGAACGCCCGGCUCACCUACAGCAUUGUGCGGGGUAACGAAAUGAACCUCUUCCGCAUGGACUGGCGCACCGGGGAGCUCCGCACGGCGCGCCGGGUGCCGGCCAAGCGCGACCCCCAGCGGCCUUACGAGCUGGUAAUCGAGGUGCGCGACCACGGGCAACCUCCCCUGUCCUCCACCGCCACCCUGGUGGUGCAGCUGGUGGAUGGCGCUGUCGAGCCCCAGGGCGGGGGCGGGGGCGGGGGCGGGGGGUCAGGGGAGCACCAGCGCCCCAGCCGCUCCGGCGGCGGGGAGACCUCGCUGGACCUCACCCUCAUCCUCAUCAUCGCGCUGGGCUCGGUGUCCUUCAUCUUCCUGCUGGCCAUGAUCGUGCUUGCCGUGCGUUGCCAAAAAGAGAAGAAGCUCAACAUCUACACGUGUCUGGCCAGCGACUGCUGCCUCUGCUGCUGCUGCUGCAGCGGUGGCGGCUCGACCUGCUGCGGCCGCCAAGCCCGGGCGCGCAAGAAGAAACUCAGCAAGUCGGACAUCAUGCUGGUGCAAAGCUCCAACGUACCCAGUAACCCGGCCCAAGUGCCGGUGGAGGAGUCCGGGAGCUUUGGCUCCCAUCACCACAACCAGAAUUACUGCUACCAGGUCUGCCUGACCCCCGAGUCCGCCAAGACCGACCUGAUGUUCCUUAAACCCUGCAGCCCUUCGCGGAGUACGGACACUGAGCACAACCCUUGCGGGGCCAUCGUCACCGGCUACACAGACCAGCAGCCCGACAUCAUCUCCAACGGAAGCAUUUUGUCCAACGAGACUAAACACCAGCGAGCAGAGCUCAGCUAUCUAGUUGACAGACCUCGCCGAGUUAACAGUUCUGCAUUCCAGGAAGCCGACAUAGUAAGCUCUAAGGACAGUGGCCAUGGAGACAGUGAACAGGGAGAUAGUGAUCACGAUGCCACCAACCGCGGCCAGUCAGCUGGUAUGGAUCUCUUCUCCAACUGCACCGAGGAAUGUAAAGCCCUGGGCCACUCAGAUCGGUGCUGGAUGCCUUCAUUUGUCCCUUCUGAUGGACGCCAGGCUGCUGAUUAUCGUAGCAAUCUGCAUGUUCCUGGCAUGGACUCCGUUCCAGACACCGAAGUGUUUGAAACUCCAGAAGCCCAGCCUGGGGUGGAGAGGUCCUUCUCCACCUUCGGCAAAGAGAAGGCCCUUCACAGCACCCUGGAGAGGAAGGAGCUGGAUGGACUGCUGUCUAAUACACGAGCGCCUUACAAACCACCAUAUUUGAAUCAUUUUCAUCCUCUUUCUUAUUUUGUACAUUGGAAGUAAAUCCAUAUAAGCAUUUGUGCAUCAUGUGAGCC
Molecule: messenger RNA, 3176 nt
Organism: Balaenoptera ricei (Rice's whale)
Lineage: Eukaryota; Metazoa; Chordata; Mammalia; Artiodactyla; Balaenopteridae
Gene: PCDH10
Product: protocadherin 10
Exons: 5
Coding region: 1-3144 (1047 amino acids)
Biological process (GO): homophilic cell-cell adhesion
Cellular component (GO): plasma membrane
Molecular function (GO): calcium ion binding
Source: RefSeq, a predicted model, not a curated record